AUGGAAAAUUUGGCUAGUCGUAUUGUUGAUUUCUGUUACGACCCGCAAAAUAACCUAACGUUCGAUGUGUGGUAUGCACGGCACGAAGAUGUGUUCAUCGUUGAUGGCAAAGACUUGGAUGAUCCAGCACGGGUUCGAUUGUUAAUGAGGAAGCUCAACCCUGUAGCAUACGGGAAGUACGCAACGUAUGUGUUACCAAAAAACCCAAGAGACCUAUCAUUCACUGAAACAGUGAAAACUCUGAAGGAGAUGUUCGGAUCGAAGGAGUCAAUUUUCAGCCUCAGAUACAAAUGUUUUCAAUUGACAAAAGAAGAUCAAGAAGAUGUUGUAACAUAUGCGGCACGAGUAAAUGCAUGCUGUGAAAAUUCUAAGCUUGCAGACAUGACAGCUGACCAUCUUAAGAGCUUAAUUUUUGUAACUGGGUUAAAAGGCAAGCAUGAUGCUGAGAUCCGUACAAAACUGUUAGCUGGUCUAGAAGACGAUUCAGAUCAGAAAUUGAGUAAGCUAGUCAGCACGGCAGGCCGUUUGUUAAAUCUGAAAAAAGACACGGUGAUGGUCGAACAGCCAAAUAAAGACGUAAAUGCUAUUAAGACUCAGACUACCAGAAAUAAGAAGCUUGUAUCGGGUGUAAAAUUGAAGCAGAAUAAAGUUCCAAAAUCUCCAUGCUGGAAUCGCGGAGCAAUGCACUACGCAGAAAAUUGCGAAUUCAAAAAUCACAAAUGUUCGCAGUGUAGUCGCACAGGUCAUAAAGAGGGUUAUUGCAACGCGCAGAGAAAAAAACCGCAGAAAGGAGGAACCCAGAGCGGUAAAACACAAACCCAACAGCGACCGAAAAGCAACGCAGUAAAUUGCGUAAAUUUCGCCGCACGUCGAAAAUAUGUCGAGGUGGUUAUCAAACCUAUAACGUCAGCUGCAGCUGGCAGGAAAGGAAAAAGCUUCAAGCUACAGGUUGAUACCGCUUCCGAUGUGACGAUAAUUGUCAAAGAGAAUUGGCGUAAAUUGGGCAGUCCAGGAGUCAAGUUAAUUAACAGUCACGCCACGAGUGCAUCGAGGAAUAAAAUUCGCUUCAUAGCUGAAUUCCCUUGUGAACUUCAGCUUAACGGGGAAGUAAAACUAAUAAAGAUUCUUGAAGCAGAGUUUGAUUCUUUGAAUGUUCUAGGUACAGAUGCCUUUGACACUUUUGGUGUAUGGGACAAGCCGCUGAGUAGUGUAUGUUGUAAAAUCAAGCAAUCAAUACCGGCCAUUGAAUCUGCAGCUAUAACGGACAUUAAGCGAAGAUAUGCAGAUGUUUUUAGCGCUGUUCCGGCCAAAUGCAGCAAGGCAGUUCAGCUACAUUUGAAACCAAAUGUACAACCGAUUUUUCGGGCGAAACGACCAGUGGCGUACGCUGUACAAUCUCUAAUAGAAGCAGAAUUGAAUAGACUCGAGAACCUUGGAAUCAUAACACCAAUAGAAUUUUCCGACUGGGCAGCGCCGAUUGUAGCUGUUAGAAAAGCAACAGGCGGAGUACGAAUCUGUGAUUUGGCAGAUGCAUAUUUACAGACGGCAGUCACAUCGGAGGCAGCGAAGUUGCUAACUAUAAAUACGUAUAAGGGUUUAUUCGCAUUCAACCGACUUGCACCAGGGGUCAAAAGCGCACCAGGUGCGUUCCAACAAAAAAUGGAUACUAUGUUAGCGAACAUAGAUGCUACUGCAGCGUAUAUAGAUGAUAUAAUCGUUGGGGGCUCUACAUGGGAAAACCAUCUACAAAAUUUAUUCAAGGUCUUGCAAAGACUAAGAGAGUACAACUUUCACGUAAAGUUGGAAAAAUGUAAAUUUUACGCGGCGGAGGUUAAAUAUUUGGGCAAUAUUGUUUCACAGUGUGGACUACGUCCAGAUCCAGAUAAAAUCAGCGCAAUACUGAAGAUGCCACCGCCUACAAACAUUUCAGAACUACGAGCAUUUUUGGGUAGCGUAAAUUAUUACGGGAAAUUCGAUCGCAGCAUGAGCAGUGUGAGGGCACCUCUGGACGCACUACUUCAUGAUAAUAUGAACUUUGUAUGGACAUCGCAAUGUCAACAAGCUUUCGAGAAGUUCAAAAGCAUUUUGCAGUCCGACUUACUGCUCACGCAUUAUAAUCCGGAUCUUCCCAUAAAAGUGGCAGCAGAUGCGUCGGGCAAAGGCAUUGGAGCUUUCAUUUGUCACAUCAAGCCAGAUAGUACCGAAAGAGUUAUUGCGCACGCAGCAUGUACAUUAAGUUCAACCGAGCAGAAAUAUUCUCAGAUUGAGGAGGCGCUGUUUCAUAGAUAUAUUUUCGGACGAAGAUUUAUAUUGUGGACAGAUCACAAGCCAUUACUAUCCAUCUUUGGUAGUAAAAAGGGUAUUCCCGCACAUACUGCAAAUAGACUACAGAGGUGGGCACUUAUCCUCAUGCGGUAUGAUUAUGAACUACAGUACGUUAAUACGAAAAAUUUUGGGUGCGUGGAUACUCUAUCCAGGCUGAUGGAUAAAAAUGAGCAUGAAGAUAUGGUCAUAGCAUGCACGCAACUGGAACAAGAGAUAUUGGCCGAAGUCAACGACCAAAUCAGGAAACUUCCAGUCACGUUUAGUAUGGUACUAAAAGCUACAAGCAAAUGUAAGCAACUAGAAGCAGUUUUGAAAGCAUUGAAGUCUGGAUGGCCAGCGAAUGUGCCGUACGAUCUACUUCCUUAUCAUAGACGCAAAGAUUCUUUGAGUGCAGGAUCACCGUCAACGGAUGUUACAAAGUUCUUGUGGGACAGUUUCGAUCUCUACCAAGUACCACAGCACAGUCAACAAGCGGUAGAUAAUGGCGACACACGGCAACUUCCAGAAUCGUCAGAAACGCAUGACCGACUUGAGGUUCCAGUACAGUUACAGGACGAUCGCGAGCGGGUCGCAGUAGAGGAUCCAGCUGUUCCAGAUAUAUCUCCUACCCGAAAUGCGCUAGAGAUGCAAACUGCAGGCGAAGCGAGACCGGGCCGAAUAAAGAAGCCGACAUGGAUGAGUGACUAUGACGUUUCUUAA
This is a messenger RNA of Rhagoletis zephyria (snowberry fruit fly), 3024 nucleotides long. RefSeq lists its product as uncharacterized. NCBI's taxonomy places the organism in Eukaryota, Metazoa, Arthropoda, Insecta, Diptera, Tephritidae. The record is from RefSeq and is a predicted model, not a curated record.